Exophiala xenobiotica is the source of this 1079-nucleotide messenger RNA. RefSeq lists its product as uncharacterized. The transcript has a single exon. NCBI's taxonomy places the organism in Eukaryota, Fungi, Ascomycota, Eurotiomycetes, Chaetothyriales, Herpotrichiellaceae. Bases 80 to 961 code for a protein of 293 amino acids. The record is from RefSeq and is a predicted model, not a curated record.
GCCUGAUGGUUCAUUGUUUAUUUUUGCGGACCGAUCAUCAGAGGUUUUCAAUGUCACAGGAAACACCACAGUGAAGGCCAUGCCCGAGAUGCCCGGAAUGCACAGGACAUAUCCCAAUACUGGAGGCAGUGUCAUGCUCCCUCUGCACAAGCGCAACAACUAUGAGCCUGAAAUCAUGAUCUGCGGCGGGGGCCAAACGCAAGCCAUUGACAGUCCAUGCGAUGCGACGUGUGGAAGAGUGAAACCGAUCAGCGCGGAUCCGGAAUGGCAAAUGACUUCGAUGCCCGAGCCUCGUGGAAUGGUUGAAGGGGUACUGCUUCUCGACGGCACCGUGCUCUGGCUUAAUGGUUGUCAAAGAGGAGCACAGGGGUUCGGUUUGGCAACUGAACCAGCUCUGGAGGCAUUGAUCUACAAUCCCGCUGACCUUCGAUGGUCGAUAUCAGGAAGGUCGAAGAUAGCAAGACUGUACCAUUCAGUAGCGCUGCUCCUGUUGGACGGCACAGUUCUCAUUGCCGGCAGCAAUCCCAACGAGAUGCCGGUUACGAUGGACCAUGUCGAUAUCCAGAAUCCGUACAAAGCAUUUCCUACCGACUUCAGAGUGGAAAUAUACACACCGCCGUACCUAAGAGGAGACAAAUCUCUCCAGCGACCUACCAACGUCAAGCUGUCAAACCAGACAUUGGGAAUCAAUUCCAGAUUCACUGUGGAAUUCAGCGUCACGAAUGUCUUGGAGACCCUGGAUAUCAUCCUAUAUACGAACGGCUUCGUGACGCACUCUGUCCACAUGGGACAAGUUCUGGUGUAUCUGGAGAACAAUGGCUGGGAGACUUUGGGUAAUGGUCGGAAGCGUAGUCAGGUUUGUUUGCCAGGGGAUAUCAAGAUUGCACCAGGACCGUACGUGGUGUAUGUAGUUGCAAAUGGGGUGCCUGGUGUCGGACGGUUUGUGACACUGCGGUUGUGAGGAUGGAGGCUUUGACAGUAUUGGCAUUGUCCAGAUCACUUUCGUUGACAUGCAUUAGAAGCUCGUUGGAAAGAAUGGAAAGCUAUGAGUAGUCCGAGUGUCCGAGAAGGGAACGGCG